UUUUUUCCUUAUUGAAUUAGAGACUUGAGUGCACGCAUCCCUGGUCAGCAGAGGAAUGAAUUCCUGGACUAUCCCAGCUACCCCAGGAGCUGAGCCAUUUGCAGAGGUUCCGGCCAGCUUCCUUGCCGAUUAUGUUUCUGACCACGGCCAGUCUCCUGCCAUCUGGAGGGGGCCGUCUCUGCUCAAGGACUCUUUGGAGCUACCAGCUGGGCUUGGUGACAUGAAUGGCAUCUUCUACUGGAGUGACAACCUGGACCAGUGCAUUGCCUACCUCCACAAGGAACUAGGGGCCCUGGGGCUGCCUGCCCUCUAUGAUGGAUCCGGGACAGAUGCUGAGCAUGGCUUCAGCCUGCAGGCGCUGGUGAACGGUACCUGUGGGCUGCUGAAUCUCUACCAAAGUGUUUCUGCCAAGCUGGGGGACAUGGAGGCAGAGGAGAUCCGGCGGGCUGGGGAGCUAGACUACUUGCGGACGCGGCAAGCAAAACUCAAGGACCAAGUAGAAGCUUGCGAGAAGGAAAUCACGGCUGUGCAGAAUAAGGAGCAGCAACUGCAGAGCAAGAACAAGCAGCUGAAUAGCUUGCUGAAAGGAGAGAAGGAUGAAAUCACCAAGCUCUUGAAUGCCCUGUCGAGCCGAGCAGCCCAGCACCUGCAUGAAAUGAAGAGGAAGGAGCAAGAGGUGAACCGGCUGAAGGAGAAGAUGAGCCAGCUGGUGACGGAGAAGAAGGACAAGAGAGGAACUAUUGAGAUCCUCAAUGCCUUGCCCCGGCCUGAUGGUAAGAGGUCAACCUGGAAAACAGGGAAAUCUCUUGGCAAGAAGGAGGAGGAACUCUACCGUAUCCAGUUGGCCAGGCAAGAACAGCGGGAACAGGGCCUGGCAGAGGAAAAUGCCAAGCUGAAGCAGUUGCUCCUCCAAGUGGGCCAAGACAUGCAGCACCUGACGGGCACUGAUGGAGAUAUUAUCCAGGGCACAGAGCAACACUUUCCGUGUGAGAUCUUCCAGGAGCAAUGGUCCAGAUUCAGACACAGGAUGGAGACCCACAGUAGGCAAGCUAUGAGGGCCUCCAGUUCCCAUACAUCUGAAGGGGAUGAACAAGACCCUGUCAUCAGCGUCACCGACCAUGACAAGGAGAUAAUGAAGCUGAAGGAGGAGAUUGAGCACAGCAAAGCACUGAUUGCCCUGCAGCAGCGGUGUUUCCAGGAGCAACUGGCUGCUUCCAUCAACACAGAGCUUCCGGCUCACCUGAAGGGCUCCUACUUCUUGGAAGAACAGCAGCAGUUGCAGGAAGCGCGAGAAGCCUUUGAGGAGCAGCGGCUGGCAUUUGAGGAGGAGCGGAAGAACUUCACAGAGGCGGCCAUUCGGCUGGGGUGGGAGAAGAAGCAGUUUGAGGAAGAGAAGGCCGUCCUCUUGAAGCAAGAGUUCUUGUGUUCGUUGCCGAGGCUGGAAGUCCAAGACCCCAAGCGGAGGUUUUCUGCCCCGGUUGCUGCCAGAGAACACGACCACUUCCACAGACUGAGGAGGAGAUCCAAGCCCAUCUCUACUCCGUAUCCCAAGGUCAUUAUCACUCCAAGCCACACCCCAAUGGCGCUCUUCAGAAACCAGCUGUGGCCACUCAGUCCUAAUCUGAGCACCCCUGCCAGGGCAGAAUCGCACAGGCAAAAGCCGCGCCUCCCGACAGAUGGGCCUGUUUCUUCCCUGUGCUUCAGCCAAAGAAAGGAGAAUCGCCAAGACACAGCUUGCCAAACAGAAAUGGCUAUGAACUAUGACCUUCAAGGUGUCCUGGAUUACUCCACGGAAAAUUCCUUCUAAGGGAUGCCAGCUCCCCCAUGUCACUGGAAUUCAAAAAUACCCAUCAAUUUGUCGAAAUAUAUUUUGCCACUAUUGUGCAGGGAAAGAAAACUCUUGGGAUGGAGUGCUAUGGAUUUAUUCUGCUAGUAAAGGUUGUUUCCUCCAGUGAGAGCUCCUGCUGCACACAGGACAGAUUUGCAGGUUCUAAAAAUGAAUGGCAGCACCACUGAAUGCUGAGCCUGAUGGGUUUCAUCUACUGUACGUCUGCUUUUUAAGAAUGGGGCAAAGUUUAGAUAGGCGAGCCCUUCUUUCUUAUCCAUAUUUAUGAAUGGAUCAAUGGAAAUGGUUUCUGCGAAAUGCAUCUGUUUUUCUGUAUACAUGAGAUUCAAAGUGUGAGCCUUGAGAUCCUAUAUAUUUUAUA
Eublepharis macularius is the source of this 2207-nucleotide messenger RNA. Its product is annotated as afadin- and alpha-actinin-binding protein-like. The transcript is spliced from 14 exons. The record is from RefSeq and is a predicted model, not a curated record. The coding region runs from base 56 to 1807 and encodes 583 amino acids. NCBI's taxonomy places the organism in Eukaryota, Metazoa, Chordata, Lepidosauria, Squamata, Eublepharidae.